This is a messenger RNA of Selaginella moellendorffii, 1056 nucleotides long. Its product is annotated as solanesyl-diphosphate synthase 1, mitochondrial. The transcript has 2 exons. The record is from RefSeq and is a predicted model, not a curated record. Gene Ontology annotation, cellular component: transferase complex. Gene Ontology annotation, molecular function: prenyltransferase activity. The coding region runs from base 1 to 1056 and encodes 351 amino acids. Gene Ontology annotation, biological process: ubiquinone biosynthetic process; isoprenoid biosynthetic process. NCBI's taxonomy places the organism in Eukaryota, Viridiplantae, Streptophyta, Lycopodiopsida, Selaginellales, Selaginellaceae.
AUGGCGGCGACAGUAUGGCGCCGCGCUCUCCCCCGAAUUCUCUCACUCUCCUCGACCAUCACAGCGACACCGGCGGCGAUCCAAUCGCAUCCCUGGGCGGCCGAUUGUCCAAGAAAGCUCCUGCCACUGGCGGCGCGCUGGGAUUCUCGCCGCUUUGUCCAGCUCGAGCCGAAGAUCGACGUCGACAACAAAGUGGAUCCAUUUGGUCUAGUGGCAGAGGAGAUGGCCCAGUUAGGGCGGCGGCUGCGCGACAUGGUUGCCGCCGAGGUCCCCAAGCUCGCCUCCGCCGCCGAGUACUUCUUCAAGCUGGGCGUGGAGGGCAAGCGCUUCCGGCCAAUGGUCCUCCUCCUCAUGUCCUCGUCUCUCACCAUGGUCCUCCCCAGCGCCGCCGCCGCCACCAGCGAUGAGAAGAACUGGCGCCACCACAAGCUCGCGGAGAUCACCGAGAUGAUCCACGUCGCCAGCCUCCUCCACGACGACGUCCUCGACCACGCCGACACGCGCCGGGGGAUCGCCUCGCUCAACUUCAUCAUGGGCAACAAGCUCGCGGUCCUGGCCGGAGACUUCCUCCUCGCCCGCGCCGCCUUUAGCCUCUCCACGCUCCAGAACGACGAGGUGGUCGGCCUCAUGUCCAAAGUUCUCGAGCAUCUAGUCGCCGGAGAGGUGAUGCAGUGGACAGUGGACGCCGAGAAGAGCUCGAGCAUGGACUACUACCUCCAGAAGACCUUCUACAAGACGGCCUCGCUCAUCGCCAAUAGCUGCAAGUGCAUCGCCAUCCUGGCCGGGCACCCCAAGGAGGUGGCGGCGCUGGCCUUUGACUAUGGCCGCCACCUCGGCCUCGCCUAUCAGCUCGUCGACGAUCUCCUCGACUUCACGGGCACCAAGGCGUCGCUGGGGAAGCCCGCGCUCUCCGACUUGCGGGAGGGGAUUGCCACCGCGCCGGUGCUCUACGCGCUCGAGGAGCACCCGGCGCUACAGGAGCUCAUCGACCGGAAGUUCAAGGAUCCCGGGGACGUUGACAGUGCGCUCAAGAUGGUGCUGGCGAGCAAGCGCUGA